Molecule: messenger RNA, 135 nt
Organism: Vairimorpha ceranae
Lineage: Eukaryota; Fungi; Microsporidia; Nosematidae
Exons: 1
Coding region: 1-135 (44 amino acids)
Source: RefSeq, a predicted model, not a curated record
AUGAAAAGCACUUGUAAUUUUGAAAAAUUUACAAUAAAUGAAAAUUUACAGAGUGAAGAUAUUCAAAAUGCUUUAAAAGAUCAUAAAUUUAUAGAAAUUGAAGAAAUAGAAGAUUUUAUUAAUAAGUUUAAAUAA